Messenger RNA from Cordyceps fumosorosea ARSEF 2679, 1269 nucleotides. Its product is annotated as Alpha/beta hydrolase fold-3. Bases 1 to 1269 code for a protein of 422 amino acids. The transcript is spliced from 2 exons. Gene Ontology annotation, molecular function: hydrolase activity. NCBI's taxonomy places the organism in Eukaryota, Fungi, Ascomycota, Sordariomycetes, Hypocreales, Cordycipitaceae. The record is from RefSeq and is a predicted model, not a curated record.
AUGAUAACUGAAGAAGAUCUCGAGAUUAUAGGCGCCCAGCCGCUGACGGCCUGGGACAAGGUGAAGAUCGUUGGGAUCGUGUUCCUGUAUCCCAUCGUAUUCGCCUACCAGCUGGCCCGCUUCCUCCUCCCCCACCACCCGCAGCGCGCCCUUCACUGGCGGCAAAAGGCGCUGCUCGCCGGCAUCCACGCCGCCAACGCCUUCCGGAGCCAGAAGCGCAUCACCUACGCCGCCGGCCACGCGCGCACCACCAACGCCUCGCUGCGCGCCUACGCCGCCAAGCACCGCGCCCACGGCCUCGAGCACCGCGAGGUCCUCGCCCCCGUCGACCCCGCCUCCUCCUCUAACCCGGCGACCGGCCAGCCCGUGCCACCGCCGACCCUGCACUUCUUCUCCGGGCCCUGGCUGGCUGACACCCCCGGCGCAGGACCGGUGGUGCUGUACGCGCACGGCGGCGGCUACCUCGAGCCGCUGGUGCCCUCCGCGCACGUCCCGCUGGCGCGCGGCGUCGCGCGGGGGUGCGCCGCGCGCAGCCUCGUAUUCCUCACGUACGCGCUGUGUCCGGCCGCGCAGUACCCGGCGCAGCUCGUGCAGGGCGUCGCCGCGCUGCGCCACCUGCUGGACGUGGAGCGCGUGCGUCCGGGGGACCUGGUGCUCGCGGGGGACAGCGCUGGCGCGCACCUGAUGGCCUCGCUGCUCGCGCAUGCAAUUGAACCCUCCCCGUCCGCGCCGCCGCUGUGCUUUGGGGGCGAGCAGCUCCGCGCGGCGGUGCUGCUGUCCCCGUGGUUCACGUGGACGGACGCGGCGAGCCUGGGCGCGAGCGAGUGCGACUUCCUGGACGGCGCGGACGUGGCCAGGCGCGUGACGGUGCUGAGGCCGCGCGUGGACGAGGUGUGGUGCGAGGUCGUGGCGGCCGAGGGCGCGCGGCAAGUCUGGGAGCGCGUGUUCGCGACGACGGACGAGGCCGAGUGUGGUAAACCGCUGGUCAAGAGGCUGCUGGUGACGGCGUCGGACUCGGAGAUCAUGUACCGCGACGCCAAGGUGUUUGCAGUCGAGUACGCGGGUGCGACGAUCGUGGUUGUGGGCGGCGAGGGGAAGGACGAGGCCGACAUGAAGGCCCGGCUUGCGGUGGUCGAGUCGGAGGCCAGGGUGUUUGCCGUCGGCGUGCGUGAGGCGCAUGUGCAACCGGGCCUGGACGAGGCUGUCGGGUAUCACGGUGAUGGGACGUGGCGUGCCCUGCAGACGUUCAUGUCGUCACUUCGAGAUUGA